This is a messenger RNA of Cygnus olor (mute swan), 8151 nucleotides long. It is a transcript of the gene GRIA1, whose product is annotated as glutamate ionotropic receptor AMPA type subunit 1. Gene Ontology annotation, biological process: monoatomic ion transport; synaptic transmission, glutamatergic; modulation of chemical synaptic transmission. Lineage: Eukaryota; Metazoa; Chordata; Aves; Anseriformes; Anatidae. Gene Ontology annotation, molecular function: AMPA glutamate receptor activity; transmitter-gated monoatomic ion channel activity involved in regulation of postsynaptic membrane potential. The transcript is spliced from 17 exons. The record is from RefSeq and is a predicted model, not a curated record. Bases 255 to 2963 code for a protein of 902 amino acids. Gene Ontology annotation, cellular component: postsynaptic membrane; plasma membrane; AMPA glutamate receptor complex.
UGGAUGAGAGGCAGAGGAGUUUAAGCCCUUUCUCUAGAGGAGUUUGCCACCUACUGAUUCACAGGGCUCAGUUAAUCCUGCUGUCAGGCGGUGUUAAGCAGCAGUCUCAGCGCUGGAUUCCGAGAGAAGGAGACGCGCAAUCCAGAAGGCGCAGCAGAGGGGAGGCGAGAGAGGCAGCUAAAGAGAGCAGAGCGGGGGAAAAAUCAAAUCUAUGCUCGGAACUGGGCUUCUUUUUCGCCAAUGCAAAAGGGAAUAUGCAGCACAUUUUUGCCUUCUUCUGCACCAGUUUCCUAGGGGCAGUGUUAGGGGCCAAUUUCCCCAACAAUAUCCAGAUAGGGGGGUUAUUUCCUAAUCAACAGUCCCAGGAACAUGCAGCUUUUAGGUUUGCGCUGUCUCAGCUCACGGAACCCCCUAAGCUCCUUCCCCAGAUCGACAUUGUGAACAUUAGCGACAGCUUUGAAAUGACAUACACCUUCUGCUCACAGUUCUCCAAGGGCGUCUAUGCCAUCUUUGGUUUUUAUGAGAGGAGAACUGUCAACAUGCUCACAUCUUUCUGCGGGGCUCUCCACGUCUGCUUCAUAACGCCCAGCUUCCCCGUCGAAACGUCCAACCAGUUUGUUCUCCAGCUUCGCCCAGAGCUCCAGGAUGCCCUCAUCAGUGUCAUCGAACACUACAGCUGGCAGAAGUUUGUGUACAUUUAUGACGCUGACCGGGGAUUGUCAGUCCUACAGAAAGUGCUGGACACUGCAGCCGAGAAGAACUGGCAGGUGACAGCAGUCAACAUCCUGACGACAACAGAAGAGGGCUACCGCAUGCUCUUCCAGGAGCUGGAGAAGAAGAAGGAAAGGCUGGUGGUGGUGGACUGUGAAUCUGAGCGGCUGAACAUCAUCCUCAGCAAGAUCAUCAAGCUUGAAAAAAAUGGGAAUGGAUACCACUACAUCCUGGCAAAUCUGGGAUUUAUGGAUAUUGAUCUGACAAAAUUCAGGGAGAGUGGAGCCAAUGUAACUGGAUUCCAGUUGGUGAAUUACACGGAUGCUGUUCCUGCCAGGAUCAUGCAGCAGUGGAGGAAUAAUGAUGCCAGGGAGCAUCCUCGUGUGGACUGGAAGAGACCAAAGUACACAUCGGCCCUUACGUACGACGGGGUCCGGGUGAUGGCUGAGGCAUUUCAGAACCUGCGGAGGCAGCGGAUCGACAUCUCCCGUCGCGGCAAUGCCGGGGACUGCCUUGCCAACCCCGCCGUGCCGUGGGGACAGGGCAUCGACAUCCAGAGAGCGCUGCAGCAGGUCCGUUUUGAAGGACUGUCUGGCAACGUUCAGUUUAAUGAGAAGGGACGCAGGACCAACUACACCCUCCAUGUGAUUGAGAUGAAACACGAUGGGAUCAGAAAGAUUGGCUAUUGGAAUGAAGAUGAAAAGUUAGUUCCAGCAGCCAUAGAUACUCAAACCGGCAAUGAGUCCACGAGUCUCCAGAACAGGACUUACAUAGUCACAACUAUCCUAGAAGACCCAUAUGUGAUGCUCAAGAAAAAUGCCAACCAGUUUGAAGGCAACGAGAGGUAUGAAGGCUACUGUGUGGAGCUUGCCGCUGAGAUUGCAAAGCAUGUUGGCUACCACUACAGGCUGGAGAUUGUCAGAGAUGGGAAGUACGGAGCCCGGGACCCCGACACCAAAACGUGGAACGGCAUGGUGGGAGAACUCGUGUAUGGGAGAGCUGAUGUGGCUGUGGCACCACUAACCAUCACUCUGGUUCGAGAAGAAGUUAUAGACUUUUCCAAACCAUUUAUGAGUUUAGGUAUCUCAAUCAUGAUAAAAAAACCUCAGAAGUCCAAACCAGGAGUGUUUUCCUUUCUGGAUCCUUUGGCUUACGAAAUAUGGAUGUGCAUUGUUUUUGCCUACAUUGGAGUGAGUGUUGUCCUCUUCUUGGUGAGCCGCUUCAGCCCUUAUGAGUGGCACACAGAGGAAUUUGAGGAAGGAAGGGACCAGCCAGCCAAUGAUCAGACGAAUGAGUUUGGGAUAUUCAACAGUCUCUGGUUCUCCCUGGGAGCUUUCAUGCAGCAAGGAUGUGAUAUUUCUCCAAGGUCUCUCUCCGGCCGCAUAGUCGGUGGCGUCUGGUGGUUCUUCACCUUGAUCAUCAUAUCCUCCUACACAGCUAACCUGGCUGCCUUCCUCACGGUGGAAAGGAUGGUUUCUCCCAUCGAGAGUGCCGAGGACUUGGCCAAGCAGACGGAAAUCGCCUAUGGGACCCUGGAAGCUGGUUCCACUAAAGAGUUUUUUAGGCGAUCCAAAAUAGCAGUGUUUGAGAAGAUGUGGACAUACAUGAAGUCAGCCGAACCCUCUGUUUUUGUGAGGACGACAGAAGAGGGAAUGAUCCGGGUGAGGAAGUCGAAAGGGAAGUAUGCCUACCUCUUGGAGUCCACCAUGAACGAGUACAUCGAGCAGCGGAAGCCCUGUGACACCAUGAAGGUGGGAGGUAACUUGGACUCCAAAGGCUAUGGCAUUGCAACGCCAAAGGGGUCUGCACUGAGAGGUCCCGUAAACCUAGCGGUUUUGAAACUCAGUGAGCAAGGCGUCUUAGACAAGCUGAAAAGCAAAUGGUGGUACGAUAAAGGGGAAUGUGGAAGCAAGGACUCCGGAAGUAAGGACAAGACGAGUGCUCUGAGUCUCAGCAAUGUGGCGGGGGUUUUCUAUAUCCUCAUCGGUGGGCUCGGACUAGCCAUGCUGGUUGCCUUAAUCGAGUUUUGUUACAAGUCCAGAAGUGAAUCAAAGCGGAUGAAGGGUUUUUGUUUAAUCCCACAGCAAUCAAUCAACGAAGCCAUACGGACAUCAACCCUUCCCAGGCCGGCUGCAGCAGGAGGCAGUGGAGAAAACGGACGUGUGGUCAGCCACGAUUUCCCCAAAUCCAUGCAGACGAUCCCGUGCAUGAGCCACAGCACCGGCAUGUCCCUGGGAGCUACGGGAUUAUAAUUGGCCUUUUGACCCAUUGCCUGGGUGAGAGCAGGGGCAGCCCAACUCCACCCCCUCCAGAGCCAAAACCAAACCCAACACCAACAAGACAAAUGAUGAUGACAGAAGGGACAAUUGGAUGGAUCUUCCCAAGGAAACCAACUCUAUUUCCCUUUUUCUUUUGCAAACAGAUCCACCGGCAGGAGAACACAAACAGGUCUGUACUGCAAUAAGGAGAGCGUAAUGGGAUUUAACAGACUCGUGAACCGUCCCUGAUCAAAGAACCACUGGAACACUAAUGAGGACUAUGCCAUUUUGUUUUAACUUGGUUGUUAAUAAGUCUUAGUGUGUGCAAUAUAUAUAUUUUUUCUUACUAAUUCCUGUGGUGUCAGGGUAACAUCAACCCUUUCCCCUUUCCCUGCUCAGCCCUUUAACCUGAUUUAGUUCGGGAUGCAAACUAUAACGUCUGAGCUACUAACAGCAAAAACAAAAUCCGACGAAUGGCAAGUCAAACUCCCUGCAGGGCAUCAGCACUGACCCCUUUUCUCCAUCAUGAUUCUGCCUUCUGUUGUUCUGUUGUGAACUCAGGGUGUGGAGUUAAUGCAACAAGGCAGACAGGGCUGCGAAUGGCUCUCCCUGCAACAGGAAGGACUUGACACAAGAAGAACCUGAACAAAAACAUGAGGCUGUUUUACAGGGGCAAAGUCAUGAGUGAGUUUGGAAACCCCAGGUAAUCUGACGACAAAGAGAUAAUUCUUCCAGAGAUGAUGAGUGGCGGUUCAAGAGAAGGAUCAUGUGCAUGGAGAGGAGAGCAUCAUGCAUGGCAUACUAGAGCAGGUGGUCGGUCUAAGAGCAUGGUAGGCUGCUGUUUAUGGAAGAGAAAAGGUAAAUGCAGUAUUCCCCUCACAUGCCACUCUCCUGCCUAGGUUAUUGGGGGCUAAUAAGCAAUUGUGAACCAUUUCUUCAUUGCUUAGCUUCUGUGUGUGCUCCCUUUUUGGUGGUCACUUAAAGGAACCACCCUGAACUGGGAAUAGACCAUCACAAGACAUCCAGUUCUAGAUGGCUGCCUAUUAACCAGUAAAACAUGCUAGAAGUCACGGGGCUGCAAUGGGACUAUCGCAGACUUUUUGCUCUGAAAUCCCUUUAUGGCCAUUUUUCUAAUUACAAGGGACAUUUUUUAGCUAGUUGGCCAGAAUAGCUUCCUGGAAGAAACAGCUGAAGCAAACCACGGAGGAGACCCUACAAGAGCUUCAUUCAAGCAUCCAUGACAUUGGAUAGCAUCGGGGCUGGCCAGACUCAGCCUUCCUGUCAAGUUGUGGCCUGUACUCUGGGUACAAAGCCAAAAGUAGCAGAUUCCCGCUUGUGUAUCCUUAGGGAGGGGAAAGCAUCCACAAGCCAGGAGAGCAGGCUGCUGACACCAAAUUUGGAAUUGCAGAAACCCACACUGCUGGGCAGAGAGAUGGGAGUCCAGCUACAGGCACGGAGGUCAAAGGGGCAAGGAUGGUUUUCCAGAACUGCACAAAAGACUCAUUCUGUGAAUCAUUGGCAUGGACAGAAAAAUGCUUCCCACCCUGGUGAACCUGAGACACCUCCCCAGAAGUGAAGGAUCCCCAGGGGAGCAUCUAGAGAGAGAAGAUCUGCAGGGCAGGGACCAUGGGGAACCCACUCGGCCUUGUCCCAUCUCACAAGUCCAUCACUGAUGGCAAAUAAAGUUCAAAACUUCUCACAGGACUCAUCAAAUAUCUGUCUGGGGACAGAGCUGCUAGUGGAGCAUUCGGAACUUCUUUCUCACUCUCUCUUUUUUUUUAUUAUUUUUUUAUGUAUUUAUUUUUUAAUUUUCCUGCAACGUAGCAAGUGAGGAGCAGGAAAAGAAGGGAUGCAAGUGAAGACAAAAUGAUGCAGGCAAAUGACUGGCACAGGUCUUCGAGGAGGACCUGUCUAUACAGCUGUCCAUAAAUAGAGCUGGAAGCUGCCUGAAUGCCAGUUUCCAUUAGUGUAUUGUGCAGAGCAAUAUGUUUACCACCUUUAACACCAGCCUGGUCCAAAGCAUCUGUUCCAUUUACCUGCUUGUCCUGCAACACUUUGGAGACCAGUGAGACAAAGAAUCAAGGUCUGAAGCUCGGGCACAGCAUGUCUUGUGCCAAUGUGCUUUCCUCUCUCCACUACUGCAAGCCCUUGCGAUCUCCAAUUGCCCAACAUGAGUUCUGUCAUCAGCUGCUCCAAACACCUCUUCAGGUCACUUUGUGUUGGUUAUCGAUAUUUUUUAAUCCACUUUUCUUUCCUUAUUUUUAACUUCAGUUCUGUGUAAGUGCUAGUGCAGUGGGAACAUCCCUCAAGCUAGCCCGUUUCCAUGCCCAGAGCCCUCGGAUGCAUCUCUUGCCCCGGCUCUAGCCGCAUCCCGGACGUUGCCACAGCACCGCUGGGUGCUGCACCCUGUCCUCCUCCAGACACAGCCACCGUGGUGGCAGGGCAUGGGGAGCCCAGCUGGGCAGGCAGACGUUGAAGCACCCGUGCUAGGACUGGCCGCCUGUGACGUGAAGAUGUGAGACGGAGUCUUCAAAGGCUUUUCAUCAGUGGUGGGGUUAAAAAAAAAAAAAAAAAAAAAGAAUAGGACAAAAGCGUGGAAAAAUGUUAACUUGUAAUAUGUAUUUUUACUACACUUUUCUUAAAAAUAGAGUAAUAGUAAAACUCUUAAAGACAUUGACAUUUUUUCUCAACAGGAAUCCAUAUUUAACAGUUUUGGCUUUCAUUAAAUUUUGCUCUUUGGUACCUGGAUCUUUUAUUUAACAGCUAUAUUUGUUUUAACUCUCUUUUUUCUUUUCUUUUCCUUUCUCUCUUUCUUUUUUUUUUCUUUUCCUUUUGGCAAUACUGCAAAGGAUUUUGCUUUAUCAAACUCAACAGUGUUUUUAUUUUCACAUUCUCUUUUUUCAAGCAACAUUUUUACUGGUAAUUAUUAUUUACAUAAAAAUGAAACUAUCAGCUGGAAUCUCAGCACCAAGGAUCCAUGAUGCAUUUUUCAUACCUGUCCAUGCCAUUUUGUGCCAGUGCUGGAUGUGUGGAAGUGAAAAUGAUGUUAUCCCUCAGGCAAUAUUACCCAACCUGAAUCAAACGAGAUUUCCUUGAUUAUUGCUGUGUCUGACUUGUGAACAGCAGCCAAAUAAACUGCUUCAGGUUGAAAUUGGGAAUCUAUCUAAUAUUUACCCAGGAGUCAGGAAACUAAAUAUUCAUUGGGUUCAAAGUUAAAGAUUUUGCUUCUUGUUCUUGGUUACUUUUUGAGGAGGGCUAUUUGAGGAUUUUAGCUUGUUUUUACACAGAGAGAAGAUGUAGUCAGCUCAGCAAUUAUUCAGAACCAGCACUGGUCCAAAAAUCCACACCAGGAUUGGCUUUCCUAGGAGCUGUCAUGCUGCUUCAGAGGCUCAGUGGUUUAAGAUAUUUCUCACUCAAUUUUCACACAAUUAACCUUCUAAAUUCCUCUUUCAAGAGUCUGUUGAAGUGGGAAAGAGAGUAGGAUUUAAAGGGCCAUGGACAUUUAUGUAGUUGCUGACAGCUACGAAGACUAGCUAUAAUCAUGACCGUCAUGCUCUGAUGUAGCCUUUGCUAUCACAGAUGUGGAAGACUUCCCUUCCCCGUGGCAUCAUUCCCAUUUAUUGACUGAGGAAGCUGAGACACCAAAGUGCCUUCAGUCAGGCGUCUCAGCUCACCCCUCAGGGCUGUGGUUAUAGACUUGAGGUCUCCAACAUUCGCAAGAGGGUUUUGCCCACUGGUAAGUUUUAAAAGUAGGAUCAGCAAGGGGCAGAAUUAAUGCUUUUUGAAAUGGGCUGUGAUCCACCAGACUUCAAAGCACAAGAGACUCCAAAUCAAUGGGGCCUGAAGGAGAGGUUUCCCAUGGGCAGACUAUGCUGCAUCAGCCUAUCUUGGUCUUCCAUGCCUGCUUGGACAUCCAGUACUGUAUUGUGGGUGUGCACCUUGUCUCAAAAUGCUCUUCUUGCUCACUCAGUGCUUCACUCUUGGUUCCCAGUGAGGUUGCAAACACACACAAGAAAUUUUCUGUUCUAUCUUGACAAAAGCAGGACAAAAUUCCCUCCUAAUGGCAAAAUAACAUAUCCCUUAUGAGAAAGUUUCCAGCAAGUAUAAAACCAUCUUUGGCUGUUGUCAAGGCAAAAAAUGCUGAAUACUAAAGUGCAGCAGGUGAGGAACAACAGAUGCAUCACCUAGGGACAGACAUCCCUUUGCUAUGGGAUGAGAAACCCAGCACCAGGGCACAAAGCUGGGAUGCUCCAAAAAGAUUUGGCUGGAUUUGUUUGCUCAUGUGCCUACCUGCCAGCAAAUGCAGCAAAAAUUUUAUUGUCCAAACUCAGUGAAGGGACGGGACAGGGGCACAUACAACAAUUGCUGUAACCCAGUGGGUACCUUUAACCUGUUUGGCUCCAGCAACUCAGCCACAAAUCUCCUUCAAAAGAUUUGGGAGAUGUGAGGAUGUUUUCACUGUGAACGCAGGCUCAUAAUCAUUUUUUUAAGGGUAUGGACAGUCACCCAAGUCUCACAUAUGGCUCUGGGUCCCCAGGAGAACAAUUUGGUGCAUGUUUCUAACAGAAAAUUAAUUAACAGAAACACAGGGCCAUCACCAUGCCACACACAGCAGCCCACCAGCCUGUAGCAGGUCAAGGCUUUGGGGGAAAAAUCCACAUGCAAACCCCAGCACAGAAGAUGCUAGACAGUGCCAACCCAAACUACUUGGGCUCCAUGGAAACUGCUGGUCAUGUUGCUCCAGCGUCAUUACCGAGGUAACACCACUCCCAGCUUUCUUCUUACAUGCAGCCACUCUCUUCUUCUCCAGCUCCUGAUGUCCUGAGUGUAGAAGAGGAAUGAAUUUAGUGUGCUAGGACCUGGAAAAAGUUCUAGGCAUGAAGGGCUGGCUUGUGGAGUAGUUUGAGAAUGAUGUUUCCAGCAGUAUCUCAGCUAUUCCCACUCUGGGAUUCUCCCCUCGGCCCUGACCUGCAGCAUCACCUCCUGUUUCCUUUCUGUCCAUUCCCAUCUCCCCUUCCUUAGUCCAUCAAUCUCACCUCUCGCACUGCCAGCUACUCCCCUCUGGGUUCUGGAGUAGGCUCUGGGUAUGUAGCUGGUGGUUGUUUGAUUGCAGACAACUCUGUACCACCAUAUGUCUUUAGCCAGCACAUGAACUCACCUUCCUUUGUAAUGGGAACAGAGA